Mya arenaria is the source of this 1741-nucleotide messenger RNA. RefSeq names its product complement C1q tumor necrosis factor-related protein 3-like. Gene Ontology annotation, molecular function: protein binding. NCBI's taxonomy places the organism in Eukaryota, Metazoa, Mollusca, Bivalvia, Myida, Myidae. The record is from RefSeq and is a predicted model, not a curated record. The transcript has 4 exons. The coding region runs from base 276 to 1040 and encodes 254 amino acids.
GUUCGUGUCAAAAUGUUUAGGUUUAGCUAAAAUAGAACCUUUGUAUUGUUAACAUUUUUUUUGUUUUUGUUUGUUUCCUUCGUACCCAUAACAAGAGACAUUCUUUUGCUAAAAGUAUCCACGACAUAUCCUUAUAUGGAAGUAUUACAAUGCGAAACGGGUAUAUGCAAAGUAUAUUUAAAUGCGGAACAACACUGCAUCAGUGGACAUAACAGUGCCAUCCCUUUUACGGAUAACACGUGUAUAGCUACUAGUGUCAGUGAAAACCUCUCAAAAUGACUGGAUUACUACAGUUGUUGUUAUUGGUCAGCACGGCCCUUGGCUCGGAGCCAUCGCGUCCAGCGUGUUCUAAAUACGACUACGAGGAAAAUGUGCUCGAGAGAAUGAUCCGUAUGGAGUUCACUGUUGAGCAACACCUAGCGCGGCUUAAGAAUGAUAACAAACGCUUGUCUGCGGUCGUUGAUGCCCUAAUGGACCAACAGGAGCUAGCAGAACGUAGACUGGCUUCGCUCAUGGAGGAAGUUGAGAGAAAUCGAAUCACCACACUCGAGAUGGUUGUGGCUAAUUCUAACAAUACGUUAGAACAAAUAAGUGCUGCCGUCGACAAUUUGAAGGAAUCAACACCGACGUGUCAUCCAGAGACCAUUGCUUUCUACGCGUAUCUAGGCGGAAACGUCAACCUCAACGAACAUGCCGUCAUAAUGUUCAACGUCGAGGAAACGGACACCAGGAACAGCUAUAACAUACACAACGGGACCUUCACCGCUCCCGUUAGCGGCGUCUACGUCCUUUCUAUUACCAUAUACUCCGGCACAAAUUCUUACGUCGGAGCCGAGAUAAUCGUUAACAACGACAUCAAGGGAGAAGCAUUUGCGGACGCGCAAGAGAUCGGCGACACGCACUCCGCUAGCGCGACGAUCGUUGUCCAGAUGACCGCCGGGCAGUAUGCGUACGUCCGCCGGGGACAGAGCAGUCUGUCAGUGAUGUGGAGCCACGCCUCCCGCGGACGUUCAUCGUUUUCCGGUUGGCUUCUUUGCUAGUAGUUGAGAAGCUGGGGUAAAGAGUACGUCAUGAACGGAGAGGGGGAGGGGAGUGUCGGUUCCAGGAUGGAUGGAAUAACAUCAGUUGGUACCAGAGUCUUCUGUGGACGUCAACUUUUUUCUAACAGGCUACAGCUUUAGCAAAAAAUUAACGUUGUGAAGUUAUAAAAACAGUUGUUUCAUUUAUUUCCACGAAAGUUUCCGUUAUACCUUUGUUGUAUUUAUUUUAUCGCUUUUAACGUCUAUACAUGUUCUUUAAUUUCACUCUCAACGAAUGUGUUCAAACAUGAUGCCGUUUGCAUCGCAGACGAGGGAUGAAAAAGUUAAUGAAGACAAUUGCUCUGCGUUGUUCUGAAUGUUCGUCCAUUUAAGAACACCCAUUUUAGCAUUCGGAACUCCUCGGCCAUUUUUAAUCGAAAACAACCUGCUGGUAGCCUGAUGUACAUGUACGGUUUACAAUGUAAGACAUCUUUACAUUUUUUACUCUUUGGAAUAAUAAUUCUUGAUGCUAUAAUACACUUCAAUUGCAAUAAGUUUAGACUUAGUUAUACACAAAACACGUUAAAACACUUCAGUUAAUUACUGCUAUUAUUUUACACAUUACAGACCCUUUCUAUUUGGUAUGAAAUAUGUACAUGUAUACACAUACGUAUUAAGACGAUAUAUUUUUAUAUGUCUAAUAAACUGUCAUUUGUAGCGUU